CUUGGCUUGUUGUGCUUGUUAUUUCGGUUGUACUAGGGGACAAGGGGGGGACAAUGUUUGUGGGAUGUUGGGUGAUGAAAUAUGGUUGUUUGGCUUGGUGUGUUUCGGCCCUAGCUUAGGGAAAUGAAAGGGAAAAAUGACUUAUUGUGUGAUAUGGUUUUUUUUUUGGCACAAAAUGUGUUACAUUGAUGGAGUGACUCAAGUAGGGAGUGGGGUAGUUUCGGCCAGGGUUGUGGGGCAGGGUAUACGGCUCUUUUCAGGGUGGAGAUAGGCUCAAGGUUGUCAUGGUUAAGUAAAAUGGUUUAGGGUUGGAGAAUUCAUUCCAGAAAGGAUCGUAACACUUAGACAUGAUUCCACUGAUUUGUUUAAGGAUUUGAGGGGUGACCCUCUGAAGGUGAAAGUCAACAAACUGGCUUCUACUAGAACUCAACUUCCUUAUUCAUAUUAUCCCCUUCCUUACUGUAAGCCAGAUCGCAUUGUGGACAGUGCAGAAAAUCUUGGUGAGGUUCUUGGGGUGACCAUAUUGAAAACUCUGUUUAUGAGGUACACUACUUUUUUAAUGAUGAUUGAAAUCCGUGAUGUCCCUAAAUUGUUAAAAUUUGUUCUAACAAUUGCGUUUUUCUUGUAGGUGUUUAUACAGUGUUAGCUAAAAAAAUCAUUAAUUUGAUAUUAUAAGCUCAAUAAAAUUGGCAUUCGUUGGAAAGAUAUUUAAAAUAUGAAUUCAGCGCUAUAUCAGGGCUUUCAUGGAAGAGUCACUGCUUCACUGAGAAUACUAAAUGGCUGUGAAGAAGCUGUCAUAGCCUAUUGAUCUCUUAGUGGAUAAGGGAAUGCAACUCAAUAAAAAGAUCAGGAACACCUGUAACAUCCUCCCCCGAUAUACUUCAGUUCAAUAGGAUGAUCAGAUAGGUGUUCGGUACGCGCUCACUUCUUUUUUGUCUAGAGUUGCUUUCAUGGCUCUAACCUCAUUUCAUCCUCUCAAGUAAGAUUGUUGAUAUUCCAACGGAUGGUGAUAUUCAAGUGUUCGGUACGCACUCACUUCUUUUUUGUCUAGAGUUGCUUUCAUGGCUCUAACCUCAUUUCAUCCUCUCAAGUAAAAGAUUGCUGAUAUUCCAACGGAUGGUGAUAUUCAAGGUUCUCUAUGUUUGGCAUUCCUUUUAUACUCUUUCUAACAGGGUGACCCUCUGAAGGCGAAAGUCAACAAACUGGCUUCUACUAGAACUCAACUUCCUUAUUCAUAUUAUUCCCUUCCUUACUGUAAGCCAGAUCGCAUUGUGGACAGUGCAGAAAAUCUUGGCGAGGUUCUUCGGGGUGACCAUAUUGAAAACUCUGUUUAUGAGAAAAAGAAUUUAAGAAGAAGAUAGAUGAUGAAUAUCAGGUGAACAUGUACGGGGAAGAUUCUGAGCUCUUUAAGGACCGUGAACGCUCUUUAAGGACCGUGAACGUUCUUUAAGGACCGUGAACGCUCAGUAGAAGAUUCUGAGCUUUUUGCUUCAAAAAAGAACAAAGAGGGGUUUUAAGCCACCUACACCGUAUGAAUUGAGCCACUGGAUCUUGGAUGAAGAGGUGACUCAUUACAUAUAUAAUCACGGAUGGUCAUUGGCAUUGAUGCGAGAGUUUACCAAACGAGAUCUUGUUCGUCCUGCGGCAACAAGGUUUGGUACGGCCUAUCUUACACUUGAAAGUAUGCUAGGCGUAAAAGAGCGGUUGGAGGAAAUGUGUGUUUCAAAGGAAUGGAAUGCACACCAUUUAUCCAAAACACAAGAGGCAAAAGCUGUGAAACAAAUAAUUCUGCGUGAUAAAUAUUUCUGGCCGAGCGUGCAGUAUUCAGUCCAAACAACAAAGCCAUUAUUUAAAGUGUUGAGAAUGGCAGAUUCAGAGAUGGUACCCGGUAUGGGGUUUCUAUAUGGUUGUAUGGAUCGAGCAAAGGAAGAAAUUUCUGAGAAUUUAGGACGGGACUUUGGCUCUUAUAAUGAGAUUUGGAAAAUAAUUGAUAAGAUGUGGGAAUUACAAUUGCAUCGGGAUUUGCACGCUGCAGCAUAUUACCUUAAUCCUCGCUUUCAGUAUGAUCCGAAAAUGUCUACAAAUCCAGAGGUGAAGGCAGGAUUAUUUAGAUGUAUGGCUAAGCUUUUUCCAAAUCCAAAGAUCCAGGAAAAACUCCAUUUGCAAAUGGAUGACUUUCGACUAAAGCGGGGAUUCUUUGGACAUGACGUUGCACAAAACACUGUGCAUAAACGGAGUCCUGUUGAUUGGUGGACCCAAUAUGGAGAUGAGACUCCUGAACUAAUGGCAUGUGCGAUCAGAAUCUUAAGUCUUACAUGUUCGUCAUCUGCGUGUGAAAGAAAUUGGAGCACAUUUAAUCAGAUCCAUACGAAGAAGAGAAAUCGCUUGCAUACCAAGAAUUUGAAUAAAAUGGUUUACGUGAUGUACAACAAAAGAUUGAAAAGUAAAUGGAUGAAGAAAGCAUCAUUGAAAGUUGAGGAAGAUCCGUUGGUGAUGGAUGAAAUUCCUUCAGAUGAUGAGUGGUUCAUACUCAAGGUGAUACUGCUAGUGAAACAAUCACCAACCCAAGUGGCCAAGGAAGAAAUAAAGGACAUCCUUCAAAAAGGCGUCGCCUUGGGAAAAGAAAAGCACUACAGCUUAUUGAUGAAGUUGAAGAAGAUGAAGAAGAUGAUAUUAUUCUUCGAGAUCCUAUUAGAGAUGAUUUUUCCAUCGAUUCUGAGGAAGAGAAUGAAGGAAAUGCAACAUCUUUUUAUCCUAAUUUCAAGCCGUUAGACACUGAUAAACUUUUUUUCAAUUCUUCAAUUUAAGCUCAUCACUUCGAGCAAAAUUAUGUCUGAUUCCAUGUUAGACUUUGUUAUGUUUGCGAUGUAUUGCUUUGACAAUAUACUCUUUUCAUGUUU
Cuscuta campestris is the source of this 2900-nucleotide messenger RNA. The record is from the annotation of a GenBank genome assembly. NCBI's taxonomy places the organism in Eukaryota, Viridiplantae, Streptophyta, Magnoliopsida, Solanales, Convolvulaceae.